UUUCUCCUAAAUCUAAACCACAGUUUAUCGGCCUCUCCCUUCAAAUUCUCACCACAUUAUUACCCAGAAAGUUAUAUACCGUAACAUCAAUAGAUUCCCCUCUAUAUGGUUCUCUUGAUUUAGAUACUAAUGAACUUCGAUUGAGUUGGUCCAAGCCCAUAUGUGGGAGGUGUGAAGAAAUAGGCAAGUAUUGUAGACUGAGGAGGAGGAAUAAGAGCAACAACAGCAGCAGGAAACAUGAUGAAAUUGAAUGCUUUGACAAUAACAUACAUAGCCCACCACCAAUUACUACUGUGUUGUUUAAAAUUGCAGGUGUGAUACCACCUUGCUUGAUUCUUCUUCUUGUAGUCACGGUCACAAUAUAUUUUGUCCACAGAUCAAAUAAAUUAAAGAAAGAGGAUCAAGUAAAAAUUGAAAUUUUUUUGGAGGAUUACAUAACUCUCAAGCUUACUAGAUACACUUAUGCCGAGAUUAAGAAAAUUACUAACAAUUUUAAGGAAAAACUAGGCCAAGGAGGUUAUGGAACAGUGUACAAGGGAAAACUUUCCAAUGACAUCCACAUUGCAGCCAAGAUCCUCAACGAUGUCAAGGGGAAUGGGGACAACUUCAUCAAUGAAGUGGGAACAUUAGGUAGAAUCCACCACAUCAAUGUGGUUCGCCUAGUCGGAUAUUGUGCUGAUGGAUUUAAAAGAGCUCUCGUUUAUGAGUACUUGCCAAAUGAUUCGUUAGAGAGGUUUAUAUCAUCUAAUCAGGAAAAAUGUUCACUUGGUUGGGAGAAGCUACAAGGUAUUGCUCUUGGCAUAGCCAAAGGUAUUGAAUAUCUUCAUCAAGGGUGUGAUCAAAGAAUCCUUCAUUUCGAUAUUAAACCUCAUAACAUCUUGUUGGACCACAAAUUCAAUCCCAAGAUCUCUGAUUUUGGUCGAGCCAAGUUGUGUUCGAAAGAACAAAGUGCUAUAUCCAUGACUGCUGCUAGGGGCACCAUAGGCUAUAUUGCACCUGAAGUGUUCUCUAGGAACUUUGGGAACGUGUCAUACAAGUCAGAUGUCUACAGUUUUGGAAUGUUGUUGCUUGAAAUGGUUGGAGGGAGGAAGAAUACCCAUGUUACAACACAGAAUACAAGCGAAGUUUACUUCCCCGAAUGGAUCUAUAACCGUUUAAAUCAUGAAGAAGAACAGAGGAUCGUGAUUGCGGAAGAUGAAGAUGCUAAGAUUGUGAAGAAAAUAACAAUUGUGGUGUAG
Camellia sinensis is the source of this 1238-nucleotide messenger RNA. The record is from RefSeq and is a predicted model, not a curated record. Lineage: Eukaryota; Viridiplantae; Streptophyta; Magnoliopsida; Ericales; Theaceae.